Molecule: messenger RNA, 1972 nt
Organism: Capsaspora owczarzaki ATCC 30864
Lineage: Eukaryota; Filasterea; Ministeriida; Capsasporidae
Exons: 3
Coding region: 219-1778 (519 amino acids)
Source: RefSeq, a predicted model, not a curated record
UGUUAUUAUUACUUGUUUUUCAUUAAGCCUGAAAUCUGACUCUUUGAUCCAUUUUUUUUGAACCAGAUUUCUUACCUCUUGUGGUUGUUGUCACACUUUCACACUCUUCCUUUAUCAUCAAGAUUCUCGGCUCAACGGGUGGCGAUCCCUUAAAGCUUCAAACAAAAACAACGGGCAAGCUCUUUGUCACCAAAGCACACAACGCAGCAACACCAAAGAUGGGCGCCACGAUCAGCACAUCGAGCGCGUGCGAAUUCCCGUACGCAGCGUCCACUGGAUGCACUCAAACAUUUGCAGAGCAGAUUGGCGCACUCCACGACGGUCUGUCCAUCACAUACGGCAUCGGGUGCCUCGGACUGCUCAUAUUCAGCACGGCUUGCCUCGUGCGCAUUUAUCAGCUGCGGCGGUCGAACGCAGCCAUCUCGGAAGCAGUCCUGUCAGCCACCACACUGAAGGUCAUGUGCGUUACGUACGCCGUCGUGAUUGCACUCUGCAUCCGAAGCGUCGACCUGCUCGCUUGGCGCGGCUGGAUCAACCUGACUUUCAACAACUUUCUCUACGACGUUGGCGGCGCAGGCAUCAUCACCGUCGUCUGCAUUCAAAUCGAUCACUGGCUCGCCUUCCUCAACUCGACCACCAUCAGCAAGCGAAAAGCCUACAGGCGACAACAGCGCAUCAUCACAACUGGAUCCGUUUCCGUGGCGUGGCUGAGUCUCAUCAUUCUCGGCAUCCUUUCCAUCCAAGUCGGCAGCUACUGGGUCUUUAACGGCAUCAAACUGGGCAUCUUCAUCGCCAUCAUUCUGUUUUGGUGCGCAUUGGGCAUCUUUUCGGGCCGUCGUAUUGUUGGCAUUUUGGCUGAGGCUGAGCGCAAGUAUGGCAUUCGCAGCAACCAAGACGGUGAGGCGGCCAAGAACAACAACACGCACGACAGCGAGAGCGAGCACCACUCACGCACAUCCAACUCGAUUACACACGAAUCGACGGAUGGGCACCGGUCGAGCACCACAAAGUCAAACACCAUUUCGCGCGCCUCCGGCAAGCCUCAAGUGGGCGAGGAGGAAUCGGCCCAAACAAUCACCUCCAGGCGUCGCACGGUCGCGCUGCGUCGCGUGUACAACCGUGUCGUCAUCGCCAGUGCUGCAGAAAUCAUUGCAGUCAUUGCCAUCACGUACAACAUUAUCUACAUUACGCUGUCCGGCUAUGACUGGGGCCAGCGAGUCUUGCCAAUCGAAGUCGACACGAUGAUCUUGCUCAACGCCGCCGUGUAUGACUUGUGCCACUUUGCUUUUGUGCUGAUUGUGCUCGGCUUCUUCCACCCCUUCCGCUCCGCCAUCUCGCACGGCAACAACCCCGCCCAGUACUCGUCUUCGGCGUCCGAGUCAAAAUCGAGCCGCAAGCUCAAGCAUUCCUACGCGUCCAACGCAAAUUCGACUCCCAUGCUCACCUCCGAGCUUGCGGACAUUAGCAUGAGCCAAAUGAACGCUUCGACGACCGAUGUCGCGCAGUCCACAGCGCAAGCGUCUCCGGCCGAAAAUGCAUCAGCCGAGCGGCUUGUCGAGGACGAAGGCAUCGAGGUGAUGAUGAAUGAUCCGACAACGGAGCACUUCCCGUCGCCGUCCAUGGAGAUUGUGGGAUCCAAUUCCGUCCGCGCGUCCGUGGUGACUGAAAGUCGGAACGACCUGGAGCCAAAUAAUCCAGACAAUCUGCAGUCACCACCAGCACAGGUUGUCGUCCAUAUUGGCGGCACGUCCAACUCGAGCGUCGAUGUAUCUCAGUAGCGUUCCUUCCCCGCCCGCUCCCUGUUUUUUGCAUGCCUCUUUUUCGUUCCUCUUUUAUUGUUGCUAUCAAUCCACCGCGACACCUGUCUAUUGCUCUGCGGGAUAGCGUUUCGUUGCUUGCCUUGUCCUUCUUCAGUCUCGUUUUGCGCUCACGACUUUUUCUUGUCAAUAAUAACAGUACAGUACCACCACCA